CACUGCCACGUCUCUCCUGGGGAGCAGCCGCCGCCGCCGCAGCUGAGGGGGGAAGAGGGAGCCGGCGAGCGCGGGGAAAGGUGGCGAGAGAAGGAGCGUGGGGGGGCUGGGCUAGGUUCUCCCGCCCCCUCCCUUCCUCCCUCCCCACUGCUCCCCGGGGAGCUGCUGAACCCCGACCCCCUGCAGCGUGGCCCUGCUGGGCAAGUGGCUGCACCCGCCCGUUUGGCCCUGGUGGGUGCUGGCAGGGUGGGUAGGUGCUAGGCGAGUCUUCCCGCGGGGUGGGGAGCCGGAGCCAGGCCUCCCACCCGGGUAACACGGUGCCUGCUGCUGCCAGGGCUGGGGAGGGACCCCGGGCUCGGCAGCGGCAGCAGCAGCUGCUGGUGUUGGGGGAGGGGGCUGGAGUGUGGCUCUUUGUUGCUGCUGUGUGAACGGGACCCUCCUCCUGGCUGAUGUCUGAGCUGCACCACUACCUCCUCCAUCCGCACUUCGAUGUAGUCUUCCAUCCUUCCCUCUCUGAGUUUAUAAGAAGUCUCAGGAAGCUUCAAAGCUGGGAAGGCCUUGGGGUUGUUGUCUGGGUCUCAGGGCAGAGCCUGCUGGAGGCACUGGAAGUGGAUCGGUUCCUGGUCAUGCCCGGUGGAAGGAGGGGACCCAGUCGGCAGCAGCUAAGCCGUUCAGCUUUGCCUUCUCUCCAGACUUUGGUUGGCGGGAGCUGUGGCAACGGCACUGGUCUAAGAAACAGGAAUGGUAGUGCAAUCAGCCUCUCAGCUCCUCCCAUAACGGCCUUGAUCACCCCAGAGCCUGUGCGUCACUGCCGGAUCCCUGACCUGCCACUGGACGGGAGCCUUCUCUUUGAAUUCCUCUUCUUCAUCUACCUGCUAGUGGCCCUCUUUAUUCAGUACAUCAAUAUCUACAAGACUGUCUGGUGGUAUCCCUACAAUCACCCUGCCUCCUGCACCUCUCUGAAUUUUCACCUCAUUGAUUACCACCUGGCGGCGUUCAUCACGGUGAUGCUGGCGCGGAGGCUGGUGUGGGCCCUCAUCUCCGAGGCCUCUCAGGUGGGCGCAACGUCAGUGAUUCACUACAUGGCACUGAUUAUGGCGCGCCUGGUGCUGCUCACGCUGUGCGGUUGGGUACUUUGCUGGACUCUGGUCAAUCUCUUCCGCAGCCAUUCUGUGCUCAACCUCCUCUUCUUGGGCUACCCGUUUGGUGUCUACGUUCCCCUGUGCUGCUUCCACCAAGACAGCAGAGCGCAGCCCCUCCCAACCGACUGCAGCUACCUGGUGCAGGAUCAGAUGGUGGAUGAUGGGACCUCAGGCAUUGGCAGCCUGGUGAAACCCAAAGACUUCCUCUCCCUCCUGCGGGAGUCCCUGAAAGAACAGUUCAAUAACCCUACGGCCAUCCCAACCCACAGUUGCCCCCUCUCCCCAGACCUCAUCCGCAAUGAGGUGGAGUGCCUAAAAGCGGACUUCAACCGCAGGAUCAAGGAGGUUCUCUUCAACUCCCUCUUCAGUGCCUACUACGUGGCCUUCCUGCCGCUGUGCUUCGUGAAGAGCUCCCAGUACUACGACAUGCGCUGGUCCUGCGAGCACCUCAUCAUGGUGUGGAUCAACGCCUUCGUUAUGCUCACCACGCAGCUGCUGCCCCCCAAGUACUGCGACCUGCUGCACAGAUCGGCCGCCCACCUGGGCAAGUGGCAGAAGCUAGAACACGGCUCAUACAGCAACGCCCCACAGCACAUCUGGUCAGAAAGUACAAUCUGGCCACAGGGCGUGCUGGUGCGACACAGUCGAUGCCUGUACAAGGCAGUAGGGCCUUACAAUGUAGCAGUGCCUUCAGAUGUCUCCCACGCCCGCUUUUAUUUCCUCUUUCACCGUCCAUUACGGCUGCUUAACCUGCUUAUCCUCAUCGAAGGCAGUGUCGUCUGCUACCAGCUGUACUCCCUGCUGCGCUCGGAGAAGUGGAACCACACCCUCUCCAUGGCCCUCAUCCUCUUCUGCAACUACUAUGUCUUAUUUAAGCUCCUCCGGGACCGGAUAGUAUUGGGCAGGGCCUACUCUUACCCCCUCAACAGCUACGGACUCAAGGCACAUUAACCUGCCAAACGCUCCAAGGGGUGGGGGUGGGGGGGAGGGGAGGGAACGUCAGAAAAACUAUUUUCGUACAGUUCUAUUUUUUCUUGCGCUGUUUAUAAAUAUUUAAGAUAUUUUAUAUUUUGUAUACUAUUGUUUUGUGGGGCGGGAAGGGGGCAAGUGGCAAUUAAAUGUCGCUUUAUAAACAAGGUGUUAUUUUAUAUAUAUCUAUACAAUCAGUGUGUAUAUACCGUAUAUCUAUAUCCAUACAUACAGUUAUGUGAAGCAACAGGCUUGUGCGUCUGGUCACUGUGUCUGCUUUGCUCACACAAUCGCACUGCCACUGU
Molecule: messenger RNA, 2416 nt
Organism: Mauremys reevesii (Reeves's turtle)
Lineage: Eukaryota; Metazoa; Chordata; Testudines; Geoemydidae
Gene: TMEM39A
Product: transmembrane protein 39A
Exons: 10
Coding region: 450-2093 (547 amino acids)
Biological process (GO): negative regulation of autophagosome assembly; negative regulation of autophagosome maturation
Cellular component (GO): endoplasmic reticulum membrane
Source: RefSeq, a predicted model, not a curated record